Lolium perenne is the source of this 1137-nucleotide messenger RNA. RefSeq lists its product as uncharacterized. The record is from RefSeq and is a predicted model, not a curated record. Lineage: Eukaryota; Viridiplantae; Streptophyta; Magnoliopsida; Poales; Poaceae.
AGCCCACUCCCUCCUCACUUGCUCUCAUUUCCCACUCUCCACUCUUCUCCACUCCUCUCCUUUGCCUCAUUUCUUUUCACUCCCUACUAUUUCCUCCACUCCCUCACACUCUCCUCCUCCACUUCCCCACGAAAAUGGUGCUCCCCUUGCUCCCAUGGCCGGCCAUGGCCAUGGAAAGCCACCAAGAUGAAGCUCCCUUCCUCCCUCAAGCUCAUCCUCACCAUGAGAGCCUCCCCCUCCAUCUUCUCCCCAACCUUAGAUGGUUUAAUCUCCUCUUCUUCUCCCUCCAUUGCUAAGAUUGGAUCUUGAUGCAGGUGCAUGUUGGUCCAAGCAUGGAGAAGAUUCUGGUACGAUCUUGUAAAAUCCGCCAAAUCUCGUGUCCAGAUCCAAAUCGAGUGGUUCAAAGUUCUGCAGAUAGAUCAAAAUCUGGUCAGAUCUGACUUUGUCGAAUUAAACCAGGAGCUUGGAGACGAAUUUUUGAAUGAAACCAACUGGAUGCGAACAAUUCCGGAGAAGAAGAACAAGUGGAAUCGGAUGAGAAGAUUUUAUUUAUAUUGUUGGGAUUGUUAUAUUGAUGGAGUUGAAGAAGUACAGGGACAAAUAAGCCAAGAUCAAAAUCUGGUCAGAUCUGACUUUGUCGAAUUAAACCAGGAGCUUGGAGACGAAUUUUUGAAUGAAACCAACUGGAUGCGAACAAUUCCGGAGAAGAAGAACAAGUGGAAUCGGAUGAGAAGAUUUUAUUUAUAUUGUUGGGAUUGUUAUAUUGAUGGAGUUGAAGAAGUACAGGGACAAAUAAGCCAAGAUGCGAACAAUUCCGGAGAAGAAGAAGUGGUUCGGACGAGGAUUUUAUUUAUAUUGACGGGAUUCUUAUAUUGAUGAAGUUGAAGAAGUCCAGGGACAAAUAAGCCAAGACCUGGAGGACUUCGACAGAUGAAGAAGGAGUUGACGACGUCUAUGCGAGCUAGGAACAUCUUCCUAGUCAGUUGCCUGUAGGGUUAAGGCAGAUGACUUGGGCUCUACGCUGCUGAAGUGAUUCUGCUACUCUGAUGAUUAGAUUAGGCCCUUCGAGGCUAUCUUGUAAAGAUGGGUCAUGUGACUUUAUUGUAAUUUUCUUAUUCCAUUUUGUAAAGGAUGAUG